ACACUGGUCAAACUUACAUUCCUGAAAAAGAAGUAAAGAACCCAAACCAAAACCCUAAUCUCACCAUCACAUCCACCUUCUUCAAAGCUCAUCUAAAAGGUGAAAUUGUGUAUUGGAUGCAAGCUAGGGCUAAUUUUUAGUAAUGGAGGAUGAGAAAGAUGUGUUUUAUGUUGUAAGGAAAGGGGACAUUGUUGGUGUGUACAAAAAUUUCAGUGAUUUUCAGCCUCUGCUAUAUGGACCCAAUGUUGCUGUGUUCAAAGGCUACCGAUUACCCAAGGCUGCUGAGGAAUAUCUUGCCACACACGGGCUGAACAACGCAAUAUAUUCUAUUGGCGCCUCGGAUGUACAAAGUCAACUUUUCGGUCAACUUGUUCCGUGUCCUUUUCAGCAACCAUCUUCCGUGAACGGUAAAGCUGGAACUAGAAAUGCCGCUGAUAACUGGAUAAAGAAAAAAGCUGGAUCGACUUCUACUCCAGAAGGUUCUCAGAGGAAGCUACCGGAACUUGAAAGCUUUAUGGAGACUCUGCCAGUUUCCGCUUAUGGUUGCUCAUGUAUUCUCGAAUUUGAUGGUGCAUCAAAAGGAAACCCUGGACCGUCUGGUGCUGGGGCCGUGUUGCGUGCAAUAGAUGGAAGUUUGGUUUAUCGUUUGCGUGAAGGUUUGGGCGUUGCAACAAACAAUGUUGCCGAAUAUCGGGCAGCCAUUUUAGGAUUGAGAUAUGCCCUUGAGAGAGGAUUUAGGCAUAUUAGGGUGCAAGGGGACUCCAAACUCGUUUGUAUGCAGGUAAACGGUUUGUGGAAAACCAAAACUGAGAACAUGACGAGCUUGUGCAAAGUAGCAAAGGAGCUGAAACAUAAGUUUGCAUCUUUCCAGAUUUGUCACGUAGAAAGGGAGUUCAACACUGAAGCUGAUGCUCAAGCAAAUAUGGCAAUACAUCUCCAGGUUGGCGAGGUUCAGGAAGAAGUGGAGAGGAGAUAAUUUAACGGCUUUGUAAGGAUCGAUCUGCCACCAUUUUGUGUAGCGUGAGAAUGUAUUUGUGCAGAUUGAUCAUUGUACCCGUAACUUGUAGGUAAAUAUGCAGGACUAUGUUGUGUUAAUUUAGAACAUGACCCUUUUUAAACCUGAAGGUUACUUUAUGAAGUAGGUCACGUUUUGAGCGGUUACUAUAA
Messenger RNA from Helianthus annuus (common sunflower), 1167 nucleotides. RefSeq names its product ribonuclease H. Bases 143 to 976 code for a protein of 277 amino acids. The record is from RefSeq and is a predicted model, not a curated record. The transcript has 10 exons. Gene Ontology annotation, molecular function: RNA-DNA hybrid ribonuclease activity; nucleic acid binding. NCBI's taxonomy places the organism in Eukaryota, Viridiplantae, Streptophyta, Magnoliopsida, Asterales, Asteraceae.